Aspergillus welwitschiae is the source of this 393-nucleotide messenger RNA. RefSeq lists its product as uncharacterized. The record is from RefSeq and is a predicted model, not a curated record. The transcript has 2 exons. NCBI's taxonomy places the organism in Eukaryota, Fungi, Ascomycota, Eurotiomycetes, Eurotiales, Aspergillaceae. Bases 1 to 393 code for a protein of 130 amino acids.
AUGAACAUUCGCAACGCGAUCCUGACGCAGAAAGCGAUCUCUCACAGCCGAGAAGCCGAAGAAGUUUUGAACGCCUGGGAAGCAUCCCGGUACCGGAGCCCGAUCAGCAUCUUGGAAGGAAAUUUCAUUGAUCAAUUCGAGAACAAUCACUAUUUUGCUACCUUCCGCGGUCGAAUCAACGCCAGGGAUAUCAACGGUCUGCCCUUGGUUCUUGUAUUUACAGAGGCGGAGCACACUCAGUCACCUAUGGCUGAUCUUUGGGAGUACGUCCGUUCUUUCGACGCCAGAACUGGAAAGCGCAAGCAGGAAAAUACGGAGGACUCUCAGUCAGCUACGAAUACCCAAAGACGCAUCGAUGAUAACAGAGCUAGCUAUGAAGAAUCCGAGCUUUAA